CAUGUCUCAAUCCCUAACAUCUUGCUGAAACAGGUACCGCUCUGUUAUUUCAUCGAGCAAGCAAUAUAGUAGGAAGGUCUCCCUUGCAUGUAGUGUGAUACUAUUGGUGGCAUCCAGUGUUGAUCGUAUUCAAUAUGACCAGUAGUCUCCACUUCAGCAGUGGGUUUGUGAUAGCCAAGAUAUCGGCAGUAGUCCUGCAGAGCAUCUACACCUCUUCAUCUCACUUCACUUGUCCCUCUCUCACUACAUCUUCAAUUUCACAAAGUUACAGACAUCAUGUGGCUCUCUCUUGUGUGCAGUAUUCUGCUGCCACUUGGGGUAGUCAACGCACAGUCUCAGUACCUCAAUGACAAAACCAAAGAAUUCGUCGUCAAUGGGUCUGCCCUUCCUUUCGUCGAUUUCGACAUUGGCGAGUCCUACGCGGGCUACCUCCCCAACACGCCUUCUGGCAUCUCGAGCCUAUACUUCUGGUUCUUUCCAUCUGCCGAUCCUAAUGCGUCCGAUGAGAUCACCGUCUGGCUGAAUGGCGGCCCAGGAUGCAGCUCUCUAGCAGGCAUCAUGCUCGAAAAUGGUCCCUUCCUCUGGCAACCUGGCACCUACCGACCCGUGCGCAACCCCUAUUCCUGGAACAACCUCACCAACAUUGUGUACAUUGAUCAGCCUGCUGGAACGGGAUUCUCGCUUGGUCCAUCUACGGUGGUCUCGGAAUUCGAUGUCGCAAGACAGUUUAUGGACUUCUGGAGGCGGUUCAUGAAAACGUUUGAUCUGCAGAAUCGAAAGAUCUAUCUCACCGGCGAGAGUUACGCCGGGCAGUAUAUUCCAUAUAUUGCCUCGCAGAUGCUGGACCAGGAUGAUGAUAAGUAUUUCUGGGUUGCUGGCAUCCAGAUCAAUGAUCCCUACAUCAAUGAGGUGUCAGUUUUGCAGGAUGUGCCUGCUCUUGCGACCGUCAACCAGCACCGCUCCCUUUUCCCCUUCAAUGACACCUUCAUGAGCCAAAUCACUCAGUUCUCUGAUGACUGUGGCUAUACUUCGUUCCUCGAAGAUGCCCUUACCUUUCCACCUCUUUCCAAAUUGCCAUCAGUGCCCUAUAAUGCUAGCUGCAACACCUGGGAAACCAUAAUCAACGCCUCGCUAGCUCUCAACCCAUGCUUCAACCGCUACCAUAUCCCCGACUCCUGUCCCACACCGUGGAACCCAGUCGGGGGUCCUGUCGUCGGCCAGGGUCCAACCAACUACUUUAACCGCAGCGACGUCCAGAAAGCCAUCAACGCUUACCCAACAGACUAUUUCGUCUGCAAGGAUGGAAUCUUCCCGACGGCCGACGGACUGGACACAUCUCCCCCAAGCUCCCUAGGACCGCUGCCGCGCGUCAUUGAACAAACUAACAACACCAUCAUCGCGCACGGCCUGAUGGAUUUUGAGCUCCUGGCGCAGGGAACCCUGAUCAGUAUCCAGAAUAUGACCUGGAACGGGAAGCAGGGGUUCGAGCGGGAGCCAGUGGAGCCGUUGUUCGUGCCGUAUGGUGGACCAUCGGGAGGAGGUGUGCUGGGAACGGCACAUACAGAGCGUGGAUUGACAUUUUCGACAGUAUUCAGUUCAGGACAUGAAAUCCCAGAAUAUGCACCGGGAGCAGCAUAUCGCCAGCUAGAGUUUUUGCUAGGGAGGGUCGCGAAUCUGUCAAUGAGCUGAUCGGGAGACAGACACCAAUUAAAAGCAAAAUGCAUAAUUGCAGGCAAUAAUUGAGCAGGUGCAGGUGACGGAGCAGAAUGGUCGAGCUAUCAGAUCGGAUAACUGUUCGGCAAUGAGAUUAGUGAAGCUAGACUAGCUCUGCUGAACUUUGCUUCUCCACCACAGCUAUCGCCAUUAUAAUCCAAUCAUCACUGUAAUUCUACCUU
Molecule: messenger RNA, 1895 nt
Organism: Aspergillus piperis CBS 112811
Lineage: Eukaryota; Fungi; Ascomycota; Eurotiomycetes; Eurotiales; Aspergillaceae
Product: serine-type carboxypeptidase F
Exons: 5
Coding region: 277-1689 (470 amino acids)
Biological process (GO): proteolysis
Molecular function (GO): serine-type carboxypeptidase activity
Source: RefSeq, a predicted model, not a curated record